Messenger RNA from Belonocnema kinseyi, 2668 nucleotides. RefSeq names its product N-alpha-acetyltransferase 35, NatC auxiliary subunit (gene Naa35). The transcript has 10 exons. Gene Ontology annotation, cellular component: NatC complex. The record is from RefSeq and is a predicted model, not a curated record. The coding region runs from base 49 to 2244 and encodes 731 amino acids. Gene Ontology annotation, biological process: N-terminal peptidyl-methionine acetylation. Lineage: Eukaryota; Metazoa; Arthropoda; Insecta; Hymenoptera; Cynipidae.
CCUGGUGAGAAAUGACAGAAGAACACGCAGAAGACGACGAAAAUCAAAAUGGCGACGACGGUAGAAAAACGGAGCUCAGUGGAAAUGAAUGAGGAAAAAGAAGCCGUAAUGGGGCGGGUCAACUACAAUUGGGUCGACAUCACCCAGGAAUUCUUCGACUCUAUCAAAGGUUUGGAAUUGGGUGAGCUUUUACACGAUGAUCUAUUUGGUCUCUUCGAGGCGAUGUCGGCAAUAGAGAUGAUGGAUCCAAAAAUGGAUGCAGGAAUGCUCUGCAAUCGGGGAAACAACAAGCCUUAUACAUUCAAUCAAGCCGUGGAUUCGGGAACGAUUAAAUUGGAUAAUUUAGAAGUGUCGGAUGUGAUAGCAAUAAUUGAUUCGACAUACGCGUGUAUAGUUUCGUGGUUGGAAGGCCACAGUUUAGCUCAAACCGUCUUUACCAAUUUGUAUUUGCACCAACCUAGCCAAAUUGUAGAUAAGCCAUUGAAAACAUUCUGUUAUGCUGUUUACAAAAUUAUCGAAAUCAUCAAAGAUUGCAUCACUAGAGCACUAGUCUUUGAGGAAGAGGAUUUUCAAAGUUUUAUGUACGAAUAUAGACUGCAGCAAGAUAUUACCGAACAAAAGACAGUUGCUAUGUUGAGAGAAGUGGAGGAAGAGCUGCACAGAAAAAGCCGUAUUAAACCUACCUCUGAAGAAAAGGAAAAAGAGUAUAAUGAUGGAUUGGCCCUUUACGCGAGGAUGCGAUUUACAAAGAUGUUCUACCAGACGUUAUCCUUUUUGGGAAAGAAGGAGCAACUCCAUCAGAACUUGACAGACUGCCAGAGGCUUCUUUCGAAUUGUACUGAUAUGAUUCAAGUUAUGAUACGAACUGUGAACCGAGGAUCCAAGGCAGAAGAAAUAACUAAUCAUCCAAACGUUAUGGGUUUUGAUCCCAUGGUAAACCAAAGAUUGCUGCCUCCCACGUUUCCACGAUACACCAAAAUAAAGCCAAGGGUUGAUGCCUUAGAAUACUUGGAUGAAUUGUUAAAUCGAUUUAAGGCAGUUAUAAAAAUUACUAGUUAUACAAACUUCCAUGGUGCUUUGGACUUUUUUCUAGAAUUUUCUCGCAACAGUCCUUGUAUAUUGUCGAGAUCGAUGCUACAAAUAGUUUAUUUACCAUCAGCCAAUCGUGUAUUCGGAAUGCAGAAAUUCACCGACGUUUUGAGAGAUGCAGCGAGAAAUUUUAUUGCACCUCCUGCCUUAAUGCCGAAGAGCACUCUGCUUCAAAAUCACCAGGCGAAAGAGUGCGUUGAUAGUUUUUUUAAUCAUUGUACCAGUUUAUUUGGAACUUUGUUACAAUUAAGUGGACACAAUAGAGCAAGGCAGAGGGAUAAACUGGCACAUUUGUUAGACGAUUUCGCUACACUUCAGGACGAGGCCGAAAGAGUGGACGGAUAUAUGCACGCAUUGUCGUUAAAAAGUGACACACCAAGACCACAUUUGGCCUAUUUUGGUACCUGGAUUUUAUAUCACACGCUGCGUGUCAUGGUGAUGUAUUUGUUGAGUGGAUUCGAACUUGAACUCUACUCUGUUCACGAAUACCACUACAUAUUUUGGUACCUCUACGAAUUUUUGUACGGCUGGCUUGUGUCUGCAAUCACGAGAGCGGACUCAUUUCUGAUGGAACAGGACAUUCACAAUGAUGCUCAAAAAACCAGGGGAGGCAAAAAGAGUGCGAAAAGCAAAAAGAAGAAAGUCACUCCUAGGCCUUACAAUUUAGAAAUUUUGUUGUAUCAAGCCAUGCAGAAUAUCUGCGGCGGCUACUAUAAGGCUUUGGUUGGUUUCCGGAUGGAUGGAAAAAUUCCUCUUCCAGAAAUGCAGUUUGAUUCGGAGCGAGUGAGGUACGAACACAGGUUGUUGCCAUUCUCGUCGCUUCUCACACCACCACCCGUUCAUUAUCAGGAAUUUUUGGAUAUGACGCAACUACAGAAAAGUAAAAACUCUGUUCAGGAAUGUUUCACGAGUGAAAAUCAGUACUUGGCAGGUUGCCGUCAUUUUCAUCAGGCGAGAAAUAUAUUGGACAGAGCUUUAAGUCUUUCUCCAGCCAAUUCGAACACAGUUAGCGAGAUAAACGAUUUAUUGAAGGUAGCCAAGACAAAUUUUAUCGUCCUGAAGCUGCUAGCUGGAGGUCACAGAAAGGACUCUAAAGAGCCACCACUCUUUGACUUUUCAUGCCAUCAACACUUUCCUUUGAUAAAACUCACAUAAGCUCAUAAUUAUGAUUUAUGAAUUUUGAUUUAUUAUAAUUGAAGUGAUAAAUUAUUUAUUUUAGUUAACAUUAAACUAGAAACCAGUCCUUUUAAUGAUUGUACAUUGAUCAUUUUCGUACUAAUGUACAUUGUACAGUUUAGAUCCUUAAUCUUUCCCCCCAGUUAACUCCAUGUGAUGAUUUUCUACAUUUUGAAUCGACAAUCUUACAGACUUCGAACAUUUCUAGUAAAUUUACCGCUGAAUUUGCGGCGUACACUGAUAUUCGUCUAACAUAAGUGAGAUGAAAAUAGGAAUUUGUAGAGUUUAGAUGCGAGGCUUCAACAUCAAAUUAGAAAAGAAAUAAUAUUCAUAUACAAGACAUUUUUAAUAGUGCAAUAGUUGUAUGAUAUGUAACGAGGAAGUAAGUAGAUCCAUUGUGAAA